ACGGUUGAAGGGAGGGGGCGGGGCCAGGUCGCCCGCAACAAAGAUGGCGGCGGAGGGACAACGCAACAACAACAACAACAAGCAGAGCAGUUGGAAUCUCAGGCCUGGGCCCUAGGGGAAGGGGUUAAAGCCCCCAGAAGCUUCCAGAAGACGCACAGCAGCAGAAAAUACAAUUAUAUCCGUGCUGAAGCCUGUGGAGAAGUGGAGUGUUGUGGGAGGGGGUAGAAGGAUCUGCACGGCUGCCAUUUCGAGGCACACAGACAACAUGGCAGAUAAGAAGGAAGAAUUGGAUGUGAAAUCGGACCUCAACAGCGGCAGCUUGUGCAGCAGCCCAGGAGACACAGAGGAGACCCGGGAAAACUCGUCUGGUAUCGAGGUGGAGGCAUCUGACCUGAGCCUCAGCCUAACUGGGGAAGAGCAGAUGAUGGAAGCGGAGGUGGGGGAUCGUGCCAGCCGGGCAGGAGCCGGGGACGGGGGCCGGCGGCAGGCCGAGCGAGACAGCUCUGACGAGCAUGACACAGAGUCCUUGGGAGAUACGGGCACAUACUCCAUCGAGGAGGAGGAGGAGGAUGAAGAGGAGGAUGAUGAGGAGGAGGAGAGGAAGAUGCAGGAGGGCCGGGUGGAAAUCCCCAGCCACCUGCGCCGGCGUGGUCCCAAACGUGGAGCAAGCAGCGAGGCAGAGCGGGAGCAGGACUCCUCCGAGGAAGAGGCAGCCCUGGAGCGCUGGGUGAACUCCGAGGUGGAAGCCCUGCCCCUCCCCACCUGGUGCCCAGCCCCCGCUCUGGGGGGGCGAGCCAUCGGCCGGGACCCCCGGGCUUUCAUGUAUCGGGCCUGCGGGGCGCGGGCCUUCGUAGAGCGCUUCCGCCUGCAGCAUGGCCUGGAGCGUCACACCGGCUGUGUCAACACCCUGCACUUCAACCGUCGUGGCACCUGGCUGGCCAGCGGCAGUGACGACCUGAAGGUGGUCAUCUGGGACUGGGCCCGACGGAAGCCUGUCCUGGAGUUCGACAGUGGCCACAAGAGCAAUGUCUUUCAGGCCAAGUUCCUGCCGAACAGUGGGGACUCCACGUUGGCCAUGUGUGCCCGUGAUGGUCAGAUCCGUGUCGCUGAGCUAUCCGCCACUGAGUGCUGCAAGUCCACGAAGCGAGUAGCGCAGCACAAGGGCUCCGCGCACAAGUUAGCGCUUGAGCCGGACUCUCCCUGCACCUUCCUAUCGGCUGGGGAAGAUGCCGUGGUCUUCACCAUCGACCUGCGCCAGGAGAGGCCGGCAUCGAAACUGGUUGUCACCAAGGAGAAGGACAAGAAGGUGGGCCUCUACACCAUCUAUGUCAACCCUUCCAACACGCACCAGUUCGCUGUGGGAGGCCGGGACCAGUUCCUUAGGAUCUACGAUCAACGUAAAAUAAACCAGAAUGAAAACAAUGGUGUCCUGAAAAAGUUCUGCCCCCAUCACUUGGUUAACAGCGACUCAAAAGCCAACAUCACCUGUCUGGUCUACAGCCACGAUGGCUCAGACUUGUUGGCGAGUUACAACGAUGAGGACAUCUAUCUCUUCAAUUCAUUUCACAGUGACGGAGCUGACUAUGUCAAGCGCUACAAAGGUCACCGGAAUAACGCCACAGUGAAAGGCGUGAACUUCUAUGGGCCGAAGAGCGAGUAUGUGGUGAGCGGCAGUGACUGCGGCCACAUCUUCCUGUGGGAGAAGCUGUCGUGCCGGAUUGUGCAGUUCAUGGAGGGCGACAAGGGGGGAGUGGUGAACUGCCUGGAGCCGCACCCACAUCUGCCUGUCCUGGCCACCAGCGGCCUCGACCAUGACGUCAAGAUCUGGGCCCCCACCUCGGAAGCGGGCAACGGGUUAUCGGGUCUGACGGAGGUGAUCAAGAGGAACAAGCGGGAACGGGAUGAAGACUGCCUGCGACAUACUGAACUCUUUGACAGCCACAUGCUGUGGUUCCUCAUGCACCACCUGCGCCAGCGGAGACAUCGGCAGCGGCGAAGGGAGCCCAUCUCUGCGCCGGAGGAUGAAUCUGACGAUACGUCAAGUUCCUCGGAAACAUCGGACGAGGAGGAGGACGGACCCGACCGGGUCCAAUGUAUGCCCUCCUGAGGAAGGGGACAAGAGACGCCCACACACCGCACAGAUGCUCUCGGACGGAUGGGGAGGCGUCGUGGGGGCUGGCAGCACAACUCUCUACAGGGGCGGGGAGACACUAAGACGGUGAGGGCAGAUGUACAGGGAGACAGGCAGAGGGAGACCGCUAUCACAGACCUGCACACUGGCAUUGACACACUGACUAUUCCUGUUUGUGUGUGUGUGAGUUGUUCACAAUGGGGUGGUAGUAUCUGUGUGUGUGUUCAUGCAUCUCCUGUCUCCUUGCUCUCCCAUUGUCUGGUCCAUCCCUUCUCCCCCUCUCACAGUCUCUCUCUUUACUCUCUCUUUUUCUUUUUUUUCUCCCCUCUUUUCUCUUUCUCUUCCCUUCUCUCCUUCCCUUCUCUCUUUCUCGCCUUCAUUUUCUCUCUCGCUCGGUUACUGACCCGUGCAAAUCGCCACAGUAUUUUUCUGAUCGACUUUCUAAGUUUUGUAUAUCCAGAAACACGCCCGUCCCUGCGAAGCUCGUCAAUUAUGGUUUUGGAGGUGGGGGGGAUUUAUUUUAAAAAGUUGUAUGUUGAGAAACUGUUUAUAGUUUGGGAGGUGGGGUGAGGAUCCUUCCUGCAGCCUCUCCCUCCCUCCCCACACCCUCUUACCCCCAUUAGGGCAUGUCCGGGGUUUCAUUGUGUACCCGCUCUUUGAGCCUGCAGUUUGGGGUAUGGGGAAGGGAGGGGGAGGGGGGGCGUCAAACAGCAGGUUUGAAAAAUGCUUUACAGAUGCCGUGACGGGGUAUAGCUUGUUGCUUUAUGCGUUUUUGCCCGUUCUCAAUUUUGAUGGAUUUGAAUUUAGACUGCAAUUAAAAACCGCAUUGAAUGAA
This is a messenger RNA of Amblyraja radiata (thorny skate), 2966 nucleotides long. RefSeq names its product DDB1 and CUL4 associated factor 8 (gene dcaf8). The transcript is spliced from 13 exons. The record is from RefSeq and is a predicted model, not a curated record. The coding region runs from base 266 to 2107 and encodes 613 amino acids. Gene Ontology annotation, cellular component: Cul4-RING E3 ubiquitin ligase complex; cytoplasm. Gene Ontology annotation, molecular function: protein binding. Lineage: Eukaryota; Metazoa; Chordata; Chondrichthyes; Rajiformes; Rajidae.